GGGUGGGCGGUCUGGGGAGGGAGGGAGUGAGGUGCAGGCGCCAGCCGUGGGACUGCCAGAGACUGAAAAUUGCAGGACAGGGAGAGUCUUUCCUGGGAGACCGAAGACCUGAGUUCUGGUCCCGGUUUUGCUUUGGACUCCCUGAGUGCCCGGAAGCUGAUUGCUUAAAGCAGAGAGCAAGUUUCCUUCCCGAGUGCCCUUCAGCCUCUGGUUGACUGAGGAGUCUGACGAAUUGAGACCCCUGUUGACCUCAGCCCGGCCGCGGGCCGCCCCCCGUGACCGGUAGCGGUGGCCGCGACCACCCCCUCCCGUCCCCCGAGACGUUGGCUCUAGCUGGGUCCCACCCUGAAUAGGGGACAGCUUGCUGCUCGGGAACGAGGUUUCGUGGAAGGAUCAGGCAAUGACUGUCACACCUAUAUAGUAACUGUCCCCGUUGAAGCCUUCAGCAGAGCUCCAGGGUGUGUAAAGCGGGUCAUGCUUCUGCAGUACUUGGUUCACUUCUCACACAGAAAUAGAAGAACCUUCCUGAGAUUGCUGUCACCGUACCUGCUCGCCAAGAGCUGAGACUUCAGAGUCAUCAGGGACUUCCUUGAGUACGCAUAGGAGCCUGCUACACCCUGGUGAUAGCACACAGGGACUGUUUUCUUGCUCCUGGUAUGAAUGGCUGCCAAGGAGGAAGGCGAAGAUAGAGCAAUUGGAUCCUCAGCUCUGCUCAUAGCUUCAGAUCUCAGACCUUAUUAAACUCCAUUCUGAGCUCAGGACAAAGCUCACUUGAACAAAUGACUUUGAGUCAUGAGUGAAAAAUCUUGCUCUUUGCAUAAUGAGAAAGAAUUAAGAGAUGGACAGGUGGAAGGAGUGUCUGCUGGGAGCUCUCCAUCACAUGACAAGAACAUCAGUGCUCUUGCGGCCUUCAGAGGAAUCCCUAUCUCAGAGCUGAAGAAACGCACCAUUCUCCGGACCCUGACCGUAGAAGUGAAUGGAUGGGAGCCAAGUGCUGUCAGCCCAGAGGUGCUCAGAGCCCAAGAGGAAUGGGAAGCUGUGGACACCAUCCAGCCGGACACAGGGAGCCAGGCCAGCUUAGACCAGCCGGGGAAGUUCAUCUCCUUCGCAGAGGUCCUGCAGCAUUUCCAGACUCAGGACCUCUCCUCCUUCAAGAAAAGAAUCCAGCCAACCGUUCGAAGGACUGGGCUCGCCGCCCUCCGGCACUGCCUCUUCGGGCCGCCAAAGCUCCACCAGGGCCUUCAGGAAGAGAGAGACUUGGUCCUGACCAUUGCUCAGUGUGGCCUGGAUAGCCAAGACCCAGUGCACGGCCGAGUCCUCCAGACCAUCUACAGGAAGCUGACUGGCUCCAGGUUUGACUGCGCCCUCCACGGAGACCACUGGGAGGACCUGGGCUUCCAGGGAGCAAACCCAGCCACGGACCUGAGAGGGGCGGGCUUCCUCGCCCUCCUGCACCUGCUGUACCUGCUGAUGGACUCAAGGACCUUGUUCAUGGCCCAGGAAAUUUUCCACCUGUCUCGUCACCAUAUCCAGCAAUUCCCCUUCUGCCUGAUGUCCGUGAACAUCACGCGCAUGGCCAUCCAGGCCUUGAGGGAGGAGUGUCUCUCCAGGGAGUGUAACCGGCAGCGGAAGGUCAUCCCCGUGGUGAACAGCUUCUACGCUGCCACGUUCCUGCGCCUGGCGCACAUCUGGAGGACCCAGCAGAAGACCAUCUCUGACGCAGGCUUCGUCCUCAAAGACCUGGAGGCGUGGGCCAAGAAGAACCCCCGGCGGUUGCUGAAGACCCUGGAGGUGUACCUGGCCCAGGUGUCAGAGGGACAGGCCUCCUUGCUGAGGCCACAGCAGUGCCCCCGGCCAGAAGGCCCCCACGCCAAGGACCUGGCCUUCACGGGCCUGUGUGACCUGCAGCCUCACCCAUCCGAAGACUGGGGGCUCCCCUGAGCGACCCCAUGGGCCGCGGACAGGACCUUCGGUUGGGCCACAGGGGCUUUGGGGGGGCACAUGCCAGACCAUGCCCCACGCGGCCUGGCGGGCGGCCACUCCCUGCCUCAGCCGCAGCGGUGAGGGCGCCCGGGCCGCCUGGAAAAGCAGCCCUCCACGCGGGCUGCGCUAGAGCAGAGCUCGGCCUGCGGCUUAGUGACCAGCAGGGCCCGGGGCUCGCAGAGGGAGUGGACGGGCUGUGAUGCGCCGCCCUAUCUGGACACUCAGACAGUCCACACGGAGGAGAUUCCCUAGUGGGAGGCCCGGACCCCAACUCCCUGGUAAACUCAGGCUUCAGUUGGAAUUUGAAGAGGGAAGUGGUAAGGAUGGCCGCAGCCAGCAGGGGGCAGCACUGCCCGGGGGAGCCGCCGGCCCUUCCCGCAGACGCGGCCUCCUCCCCUAGUCCCUUCCUCCAGGUUUAGGGUGCGUCCCUGCCGGCCGCCCACAGCUGCGGCUCCGCCUGUGGAGGCUGCCGGGUCCCUGAGGACGUUUUCUGGCCUGGCUGAGGGAAGGGGGCGUUCGCUGCACCGCAGCCGUUUUAGAAUAAAGGAGCUGCUGCAGCGUGA
This is a messenger RNA of Chinchilla lanigera (long-tailed chinchilla), 2546 nucleotides long. It is a transcript of the gene Elmod3, whose product is annotated as ELMO/CED-12 domain containing 3. Lineage: Eukaryota; Metazoa; Chordata; Mammalia; Rodentia; Chinchillidae. Bases 793 to 1941 code for a protein of 382 amino acids. The transcript has 13 exons. The record is from RefSeq and is a predicted model, not a curated record.